Columba livia (rock pigeon) is the source of this 3530-nucleotide messenger RNA. It is a transcript of the gene PLEKHA2, whose product is annotated as pleckstrin homology domain containing A2. NCBI's taxonomy places the organism in Eukaryota, Metazoa, Chordata, Aves, Columbiformes, Columbidae. The transcript is spliced from 12 exons. The coding region runs from base 469 to 1719 and encodes 416 amino acids. The record is from RefSeq and is a predicted model, not a curated record.
UUAGGUCUGUGGGGUUGGUGGCAAACGUGCGGGGAAGAUGUGGGAUCGGCAGCUAUUCAGAGCGUGUUCCUCUGGCUGUUUUUCCAUGGUGAGAUGAAGAAAUGUAUCGUCGCUGCUCCCAGCCUGCCUUUCAACAGGUUAAUUAUUUCAUUAAGGCAAAUGUCUGGAGUGAGCAGGAGUUAGUGGCGCUGCCUACCCCGUCUGUCUCGCGUGUCAGCCGCUGACAGACGUUGGCAGGGCCAGCUCUGGGAACUCCUCUGCAAGGCCAGGUAGAAGGAAGUGGAGCUGCAACCGCUGCGCUUGCAGCCAUCGCCCUGCGCGGCCGGGGCUGCGGGUGCCACAGCUCAGAGCCCUCCUGAAACCGCGGUGGCUGCUCUGCAGCCCAGCCGGCACCGGGGCAGCUCAGACAGAGAGAGGAGGAGGAGGAGGAUGCCGCUGCCUGCAGGGUGAUGCGAGAAGGAGCCCGGCAUGCCGUACUUGGACCGACAGAACCGUAUCUGCGGGUUCCUGGACAUCGAAGAAAAUGAGACGUGCGGGAGGUUUCUGCGGCGGUAUUUCAUCCUGGACACGGCGGCCAACUGCCUCCUGUGGUACAUGGACAACCCGCAGAACCUGGCCAUCGGUGCGGGUGCUGUCGGAUCUCUGCAGCUGACCUAUAUCUCCAAGGUUAGCAUCGCCACCCCGAAGCAGAAGCCGAAAACUCCAUUCUGCUUUGUUAUCAAUGCCUUAUCCCAGCGCUAUUUCCUACAAGCCAGCGACCAGAAGGACCUGCAGGACUGGGUGGAGGCGCUGAACCGGGCCAGUAAGAUCACGGUGCCGAAGGGCGGCAGCGUCCCCCCGGCCACCGAGAUCGCGAAGCCGCCCGUGGUGCCCCAGGCCCAGGAGAGGAAGCCCCAGGUGGCCUAUAAAACCGAGAUCAUCGGGGGGGUGGUGGUGCACACGCCCAUCUCCAUCAACCAGAAUGGGGGGGACGGCGGGGAGGGCAGUGACGUGGCCGCCCACCCGCUGCUGCGGCGCUCGCAGAGCUACAUCCCCACCUCGGCCGCCAAGCCACCCGCCGGGCCCCCCGUGCUCAAGAGCGGCUACUGCGUGAAGCAGGGGAACGUGAGAAAGAGCUGGAAGCGUCGUUUCUUUGUUCUGGAUGAGUUUUCCAUCAGUUACUACAAGUGUGAGCAGGACAAGGAGCCCCUGCGUUCCAUUCUCCUGAAGGACAUCUGCAAGGCCCACGAGUGCCUGGUCAAGUCGGGUGACCUCCUGAUGCGGGACAACCUCUUUGAAAUUAUAACGAGCUCCAGAACCUUCUACAUCCAGGCGGACAGCCCCGAGGACAUGCACAGCUGGAUCCGCGCGGUCACGGGCGCCGUCCAGGCCCUGAGAACCCGCCCCAGGGAGAUGUCCUUCAUGAGAUCCAGCUCCCUGGCCAGGGCCGGGGGGUCCGCAGCCCCCUCCCCGCCGAGGCAGCUGGAGGAGAGGCGAGCGCUGAGCAGAGCCCCCUCCACCUCCUCCUGGCAGCCCUGGACGCCGGUGCCGAAGCAGCCGGUGCCGGAGGAGCUGCCGGCGCCGCUGAGGGACUCGGUGUUCCUGCCGGCCUUCCCGGAGCACGACGCCGGCGCUGCGCCAGGAAAGCGCCUGCGGCACAAGUCGGAGCCCCAGCAUCUCAAGGAGAAGCCGUUCGCCUUCGACCUGGACGAUGAAAGCAUCCGGACCUCCGACGUCUGAGCGGGUGCCGAGCCGCUCCCCGGCUCUGUGUGCUCUGCCGGGUCCCCGCAGGGCAUGGCGCUGUUUUGGGACGGCCGGUGCCCUCGUGCCCACCCGGCACCUCAGACCAGGCUCAUACGGUUGUCCCGGUGGGGUGAGGCGCCCCCUCCCUGCAGCGCUGCUCCGUCUUCCCUGCGGUACAGGACGGGCUGGACCCGCGUCUCGGUGCCGGCUCUCCCAGGAGCGGGUCCCGACCCGGCUCUGCCACAGGGGCUCUGUGUUUCGGGAGGUGCCUCGGACAGGGUGGCCUGCGGGCACCCGCGCUGCCAUUGCCGCAUCAUUUCCCCCAAAAAGCAGAAGGAGGUCUCAGAGGGGUGAAGGGGAGCGCGGCCUUUCUUGUCCUUGGAAAACCACUUUUCUGCCUUCUGCUGCUCAGCCUUCCCCAGGCAGCGCGGGGGCACCGGCGUGCGCCCCCGCACAGGGACACGCCGCAACUUCCCCUUGUGGUGACUUUUUCCCUGGGAAACCAGCUCCUUACACUGCCUGACUAGUGAUGUAUUAACAAAUCUGAUGGCUUUUAAUUACUUUCUUUUCAUACCCAUGGCCACUGCCCAUCCCAGCACUGGUGGGCUCAUUGUUCUUCCCGAGCCGAUCCCAGCGCCGGCGGGCUCGUCGGUUCUUCCCGAGCCGAUCCCGGCGCCGACGGGCUCGUCGGUUCUUCCCGAGCCGAUCCUGGCGCUGGCGGGCUCAUUGUUCUUCCCGAGCCGAUCCCGGCGCUGGCGGGCCCGUCGUUGUUCCCGCACUGAUCCCGGGCGGGCAGCGGGGUGACGGUGGCUCCCAGGGACAGGAGGACCCUCGGGGCGGUGUCAGUUUUGUGCUGUGUCCAAAGGGGGUUGUGUGGAGAUGCUGGAGAACACUGAAACUACGAAAAUGGGUGGGAAUUGAUGCAAACAGUACAGGGCAAGUGUUAAUAUUUGUUAUUUAAUUGUAGAAAUCUAGAUCAUGCUGUUCUUUUUUCUUCUCCUUUUUGCUUUAUUUGCUCUAGUGUUUUAAAUCCUGUUUUUUUUAGGCUGGCUUGCUGCUUGGCUCAUAACAUGAUGUUUCAGGAGUGAUUUAAUAGUUUGGUAAGCCUGACAAUCCCAGUCGCAGCGUUUGGUGAUUGCGCUCUGACCUCCUUUCUGGGAAACGUCAGCUGCAGAGGACGAUGCUCACCUUGUGCGGGGCUUCAGAGCCGUGGAGCUUGAUCAUUGCAAAGUUCCUCGGGCCUGGGAUGGUAAAGCAGAAGCUCGUUGCACAAUUAGGGUUAAUUAUCCAGGAGAAAACUCCCAGCGGCUCCCUCGUGGUUGCAACAUUCCCGUUUCUCGUCCCCACCCUCCGGCGCCCCGAGGCAGCACGGGGGCUGAGCCGCUGUUCCGCAGGACGUGGUGCUGCUGCGGGGGGAGUGUCUCCCCACCCCGAAGGACCGCAGAUGCAGCCAGACCCGAUGGAGCUUUGCAGUGACUUUUAAAGCAAGGUGCUCCCCCCUCCUCCCCGUGCGCCCCUGCAGCCGCUCCUUUGGGAACCACAGCGUGUGCCGCGUUCCCCGCGUUGCCGGGGCUGCGGGCGGAUCUGAGGGAUCUUGCGCAGCAGUGGGUGAGAGGGUUUGCUCUUUCCUAUGGAGCGCCCAGCGGUUUCAGCCGUUCCUGGGUGCGCUGGCUGUGGAGUCCAAGCGCUCUCGGGGCUGGGGUGCCGGUUACCCCUGCCACCCCCGCCUGCGGAUGUGGCUGCGGGACGUGGAACCUCUGCUUUCCCGGGGUUUUGAAUAAAGAAGGAAAUCGCGGUUGCUUUUCCAG